AUUGUUGGGCUACAAAGUGGUGGGGUAUAUCGAAAUAUAUAACCUAGAAAUAAAGCUUCUCAUAUUUCCAGUGAUAAAUCGUGGUAGUGUUCAAAGCAACUGUAAAUCAAUGGCGACAUCCCUGAGCACACCAAAGCUCAGCACGACUCUGUCUUCUUCAACCCUUCAAACCCUCCUAUAUAGACACAAAUUCUCAACCCUGAAUCGUUCUCCUUUCAUUAUUUGUCCGCAAUCAUCAUCAUCGUCCUGCUAUUCAUCUAGUUUCAAUCUCUCGAAAAAGGCCCUAAGUUUUCUCUCUGACCAUCGGGGGAAUGCCAUACUCAAGUCUCGUCGAUUCGCCACCAGAGCGGAGUCGACUAACGGCGCCGAGCCACGUCACUAUGACUUCGACUUGUUUACUAUAGGCGCCGGGAGUGGUGGCGUUAGGGCUUCUCGUUUUGCUGCGAAUUUUGGUGCUUCAGUUGCUGUUUGCGAGCUUCCGUUUGCUACCAUAUCUUCCGAUACCACUGGAGGGGUAGGCGGAACGUGUGUGCUUCGUGGAUGUGUACCAAAGAAAUUGCUUGUGUAUGCAUCUAAAUAUUCACAUGAAUUUGAGGAGAGCCUUGGUUUUGGAUGGUCAUAUGGCUCUGAACCUACACAUGAUUGGAGCACCUUAAUGGCUAAUAAGAAUGCUGAAUUGCAGCGUCUUACUGGUAUCUACAAGAACAUUCUAAACAACGCGGGUGUCAAACUGAUUGAAGGACGUGGAAAGAUUGUGGAUCCACACACGGUGGAUGUUGAUGGGAAACUCUACACUGCAAGAAACAUUUUAGUUUCAGUUGGAGGUCGCCCAUUCAUUCCAGAUAUUCCUGGAAGAGAAUAUGUGAUAGAUUCAGAUGCUGCUCUUGAUUUGCCUUCAAAGCCUACAAAAAUUGCAAUUGUUGGUGGUGGUUACAUUGCCCUUGAGUUUGCUGGCAUCUUCAAUGGAUUACAAAGUGAGGUGCAUGUGUUUAUUCGUCAAAAGCAGGUUUUACGUGGGUUUGAUGAGGAGAUCAGAGACUUUCUUGCAGAGCAGAUGUCGUUAAAGGGAAUUGAGUUCCACACAGAAGAAUCGCCACAGGCUGUGAUGAAAGCUGCAGAUGAAACAUUUUCUUUGAAGACAAAUAAAGGAACAACUGAGGGCUUCUCACAUGUGAUGUUUGCCACAGGGCGCAAACCUAACACAAGGAAUUUGGGAUUGGAGUCGGUGGGUGUGAAACUGGACAAGAAUGGAGCAAUAGAGGUGGAUGAAUACUCUCGCACAUCAGUUCCAUCGAUUUGGGCAGUUGGAGACGUUACGGAUAGAAUGAAUCUGACUCCGGUUGCUUUAAUGGAAGGAGGGGCGUUAGCCAAAACCCUUUUUGCAGAUGAGCCUACAAAACCUGAUUUUAGGGCUGUUCCAUCUGCAGUCUUCUCCCAGCCACCAAUCGGCCAAGUUGGUCUUAGUGAGCUACAGGCAAUAGAAGCAUAUGGUGAUAUCGAUGUGUAUACAGCAAAUUUCAGGCCCUUAAAAGCUACUCUAUCCGGCCUCCCCGAUAGAGUCUUUAUGAAACUUAUAGUCUCUGCCAACACCGACCAAGUCAUCGGCUUACACAUGUGCGGUGAAGAUUCAGCAGAAGUUGUUCAGGGAUUUGCUGUUGCUAUCAAAGCUGGGUUGACCAAGGCACAGUUUGAUGCGACAGUGGGUGUUCACCCCACAUCCGCAGAAGAAUUCGUCACCAUGAGGACACCUACUAGGAAAAUUCGCACCCCUCCACCUGCAGGUAAGACGGAUUCCGAGUCUAAAGCUGCAGCAGGAGUUUAGUCAACUCAUUGCAUCAUCAACUUCUAUCCUACAAGCAAGCAAGCAAGCAAGCGAGAGCCUACUUAUAAGCGAGAGCUAAGAUGAUGAUGAUGUUUUUUUUUUUUAAAUUUUGUUGGUGACAUGAAGAAAGAAUUCAUCACGAAAGGAUAGUCCUACUCCCAGAUAUGUUGAUCAAAGAAGCGUUCAUCAUUCCCAAUGCUUUUACUACUGUUAGCAUCUCCAUGUUUGACUCAAAUGGUACAUAUAUCCAUGUUUGUAUGUAUUUAUCACAAUUCUUGCUUCACUUGUCUUCUUUGUAUCUGAUUGCCGCCAAAUAAAGUAUGUAACUUUUGCUGGGGAACC
Messenger RNA from Lactuca virosa, 2164 nucleotides. The record is from the annotation of a GenBank genome assembly. Lineage: Eukaryota; Viridiplantae; Streptophyta; Magnoliopsida; Asterales; Asteraceae.